Molecule: messenger RNA, 2259 nt
Organism: Penicillium salamii
Lineage: Eukaryota; Fungi; Ascomycota; Eurotiomycetes; Eurotiales; Aspergillaceae
Source: the annotation of a GenBank genome assembly
AUGCCCCACGCGACGGAAAAUGACGAUCUUUCCACGGGUAUUUGGGACUUUGAACUCGGUUUUUCGUGUGCCACUUUUCACAUCCAUACUCUUCCUUACCGUUGCUUCUACAAAAUGGGAAAACCGGAUUUCGCUAACCGUACAAAGAGUGCUGAGUCAGUUACCAAUCCUCCACCAUAUUCUUUGAUCUCCGAAAACAUCAAUGAGCCGCCGACCUAUUGGCCACCGGAAAGCUCUCACACAUUGUCCUAUGAUAGAUGCAUUGGAUCUGAGGGGCCAGUGGCUAUUGAUGAUUGCAUCACCCAUCUCAAGUUUCUAUCUGCGGCCGCCAAGCUACGCAAGUUUAUUACAGAAUCAGACAACCUAUUCGGGAUCCACGAUAGUGAAGCCAAGAAUUUUUCAGACCCCCGCAAACGUACCCAGGCAGCUGUUCGCAUCCAGGAGAAAAGAUGGGCUGUCUAUGUGACUAGAGCUGUCGACCGAUUCGCUGCUUGGUGGAAGAACUGCCUCCCGAGCUCCAACAAAAGACGAAUGUCAAUGGUGAAUGAUUCAUCAGAAGCGAAAAUAGUAUGGACUGCUGAUACUAUACCACCACUUGAUGUCAUCAUGGUCUGGCAUGCAUACAUGCUUAACCCACGUGCCUUUCUCGAAGACUGUUUGCGUCAAUCCAAAAUGAGUGUUUGGGCUACCGGUUUCCCAUGGGAUGUGAUCAACACAUCGAUCAACAAGGACACACUUGAAUUCCAUCCUGGCAGCGCAGCGCAGUUGAACUUCGAGACAAAUACUGGCCAAUGCUGGGAAAAUAUCCACGAUAGACCUACAAAGUCUCUUACUUGCUUUGGAUGUAAGCAGGAUAUUUCUGCUCAAUGGACAAGUGGUUCGAUCGGAUGCGAUCCAGAUGUCGCUUUUGCACACUGCGUUGGAUACGCAGACAAGUCUUUGAGGGUUUCAUGUCCACAGUGCAAAUCAAGUAUUACCCAUGAUUCCCUUUGUGUGCAAAAGCUUCACAAUGAUGUGCAGAGGCUACUCAAAGAUGAUGUGCCUAUGCCUGGUACGCUUUUAUCGGAGAAUGGCACUCCCACAGACGACAAAAAUGGUGACAAGUCCUUCCCAAAUCGGCUUAUCAAGGAAGGGAUCAGAAGCGAGCUAUUGCAACUCACAGAUCUCACCGAAAAUGAGAGUACAACUGUUGAAACUAUCCGCGAUCGUCUUGAGGUCUUUCUGAAAGACCGUUCAUUGAUACGCCGCGUGAACAAAAAAGCGUUGUCUUCUGGGGACCCGAGCCUGGAAGAGAAGAUGUCGCUUCGCAAUAUGCUCUCCAGAUACUGGGACAACUCAUCUCCUUUCGCCAUCAACUUGAUUGGAGCAGUGAUCCGACAAGGAACAUUUGUGGGAAAGAUGGACGACAUAGACUGGCUGCAUUCGCCGACAUUGGGAUCAAACAUGACUGGUUUUAUUAGCAAAUAUGAAACUUUCUUCCAGAUAAUGGCCCGGAAUAAAGGACAUGCCGUUGUUCCAACUUUGGAUGUUGACUUGAUCUGGCACACGCACCAGCUUUCUCCCGCUCGCUAUUACGACUUCUCAACUACGCAGACAGAAGGCAUGUUCGUCAACCAUGACGACAAAGUUGACGAAGGAAAGCUCACCGAUGCAUUUGCCUGGACUUCAAGACAGUACCAAAAACUCACACGCGGCAAGGUGUACAGCGAAUGCACCUGCUGGUACUGUGAGGCAGUGCGUGAAACUCACAAUGAGGGACUUGGUCGUUUGAUAUCACAAUCAGCCUCUCAGGCCAAGGCCAAUGCUGCAAUUCUCCAUGGACGCAUCGACAAUACCCUUGAUGGGGGUCAGAGUCAAGGGCCACACAUCUCUUCACAUAGUGCAGUUCGCAUCCAAGCGCAGACUGACCCCAAGUCAAUACAAACCAAAACUGCACAGCUUAGGUCCCACUGGGAGAAAGCGCAACGACGAUCAUACAAUCGCACUGCCUCCACAGGGAGCGAUAAUACCCACCGCAAUCCCUCGCGAGACCCUUUCCAAGACCCCUACAUGCGCGAUCCCGAAAUCCACCGCGAGGCAUACCCCUGCAAUCCAGCCUGUAUGAACGCAACGCCUGGGGCGCCAGGAAAUUGUAUUAGCGGAACACAGGGUCUUGGUCUCGAGCAAGGUGGGUGCGUGAGUGUCACCGUGGCUGCUCAGACAAGAUCGAAAGGCAAAAGCUUCUGUGCUGGCAUGGCAGGCUGUGGAAUGAACAUGUAG